Molecule: messenger RNA, 3081 nt
Organism: Catharus ustulatus (Swainson's thrush)
Lineage: Eukaryota; Metazoa; Chordata; Aves; Passeriformes; Turdidae
Gene: SEMA7A
Product: semaphorin 7A (John Milton Hagen blood group)
Biological process (GO): negative regulation of axon extension involved in axon guidance; positive regulation of ERK1 and ERK2 cascade; positive regulation of cell migration
Cellular component (GO): external side of plasma membrane
Molecular function (GO): semaphorin receptor binding; chemorepellent activity; integrin binding
Source: RefSeq, a predicted model, not a curated record
UGCUGGGAUUGCUCUCAGCCUUUUGUACGCGGCGAGAUGCGGCUGUCAGCCCGGCCGGCUCCCCAUCCCGGCUGGCUCCCGGACUAGCCAUGGGCAGUUUGAGCUCGCCCAUCGCCCUGCUGCUGGCCCUGUGGCUCGGCCAGCUGGCUGCGUGGCCAGCGGGGCGCCCCAAGGUGAACCCCAGGAUCGUCGCGGCUCCCCAAGGUGCCAAGGAAUAUGUGUUCCCGCGGUGGGAGAGGUUCCCGGUGUUCUUCCACCAGGAAAACACCUCCUCCAUCUACAUCGGCGGCGAGGGGAGGCUCUACUACUACGACUUUGCAACCCGCGAGAACUACACGGAAGAGUUCCCGGUGAAAAAUGAAGGGCAGUGCUUGUCGUCCGGGAAUUCGGAGGACAGCAGGAAUUACCUGACCCUGGUGGAGCAGUACGGGGACGGGCUCUUGGUGUGCGGGACCGGCGCCUGCGCUCCCACCUGCUGGAACGUGACCCAGAGGAAGGAGAGCCCACCCUGGGAUGGGAGAGGGAUCGCUCCGUUCACCCCCGACUCCAACACCCUCGUGGUGGUCGAUGGCCAGGACAUUUACUCCACCAUCAAGAAGAGCCAGCAGAACGGGAAGAUCCCUCGAUUCCGCCGCGUGAGGGGCGGGGGAGAGCUCUACACCAGCGACACGGUGAUGCAGAACCCUCAGUUUGUCAAGGCCACCACGCUGAGGCACGAGGAGCCUCACCAGGACAAUUAUUAUUUCUUCCGCGAGGACAACCCCGACAAGAGCCCCGAGGCUCCCCGGAACAUCUCGAGGGUGGCCCAGCUGUGUAAGGAGGACAAGGGAGGCACCAGCUCCCUCUCAGCCUCCAAGUGGACAACAUUCCUCAAGGCCACCCUGAUCUGCGUGGAUCCUGUCACCAAGGGCAACUUCAACUGGCUGCAGGAUGUCUUCAUCGUCCCUGCGGCCGACUGGCGCCGCUCCAAGGUCUACGGGCUCUUCACCAACACCUGGGGGAGCUCUGCCGUGUGUGUUUAUUCCUUCGGGGACAUCGACGGCGUGUUCCGCACAUCGCGGCUCAAGGGCUACAGCGGCCCCACCCCGGAGGUCAAACCGGGCCAGUGCGUCCCCUCCGGCCAGCACACGCCCAGCGAGACGUUCAAGAUCGCGGACAGCCACCCCGAGGUGGAGGAGCGGGUGGAGCCGCUCCGGCCGUCCCGCAGCCCUCUGUUCCACAACAAACACCGCUACCAGAAAAUCGGCGUGCACCAGGUGGCUGCGGGCGACGGGCGGAGCUACAACGUGCUCUACCUGGCCACAGACAAGGGGUCCAUCCACAAGGUGGUGGAGCUGCCGGACGGGGUGCAGAACAUCAUGGAGAUCCAGGUGUUCCCUGACAAGGAUCCCAUCCAGUCCAUGAUCCUGGACCAUGCCAGGGCCGUGCUCUACGUGGGCUCCAGCAGCCGCGUCCUGGAGCUGCCCAUGGACAUGUGUGGGGCUUACCGCAACAACUGCCACAGCUGCGUGCUGGCCAGAGACCCCUACUGCGGCUGGGCCAACGGCUCCUGCCUCUCGCUGGCCCUGGGCCGGGAGGUGCUCCAGAACCUGAACCUGGGCUCGUGGCAAGGAAACUGCCAGAGGGGCGAUGUCAAGGAAGGUGACUUCAGGAACAUCUCGGUCGUGCCCUUCUCCCGCUAUUACCUCAACUGCUCCAUCGAGUCUCACUACGCCACCUACAACUGGUACCACGAGGACGCGCUGGUCAAGAGCUGCAACACGUCCCACCCUCAGCGCGACUGCUUCCACUUCAUCCCCAGCGUGCGGCGCGAGCACUACGGCCACUACGUGUGCGUGUCCGAGGAGGACGGGUUCCGCCAGGCGCUGGUCAAGGAGCGCCUGCUGGACCGCCAACGCUUCUUGUGGCAUCGCGACCGCGCUCCGGCCGUGCCAGAGCCGUGCUGGUUCCUUCUCCUGCUGCUGGUGAUGAUCCUGGUUGAGCUUUUCCACUGAUGCUGCCCCGCUCGCCCUGCCGCGGUUUCUCCUUCGCUGCUGGAAGAGCCUCGGAGGGAGAGGGUGGCACGUGGUGGCCGCGGUGUGGCUCACACCGCUGUGCAUGCGCUGGUCCUCAGGGCGCGGCCGCUCCUUGCAUGUGAUGGAGAUGAGGAGGAGGAGGAGGAAGAUCCCCGCGGGAUCCCCGGAGAUUUUGGUGGAUGAUGUCGGGGCCUGCUCCGGAGGGGCUCGGUUCGGUUUUUUAUAUUUGGUGUGGGAGGGAGGUCGGGAAUCGGCGCCGCGUUGGGAAUUUGCAUGGAAAAACCUCCUCGAACUGGAUUUGGGGUGUGGGGAUGGGAAGGGAAGGUGGGAGCAAAGCCCGGAGCGCAGAGGGAGGAGCUGGAGACGCACAAAUCCUCUGCCGGGGGCAGCGGGGCCGAACCGCUGCCACCCUGCCCUGGUGGCCUCAGGGAAAGCGGAUCUCAGGGCACCGGGGGAGCUGUCCCUGUCCCUGUCCCUGUCCCUGUCCCUGUCCCUGUCCCUGUCCCUGUCCCUGUCCCUGUCCCCCGCCUUUUCGGAGCUCUGGGAGCGAGACUAAACUGUGAAAAUCGGGAUUUUCUCCCUGCAAAACGGGAGGGGUCCCGCUCCUCGCCCCAACCUCGCCCAGCCCGGAAUGGCCCGACCACGGGCGGGGACACCCAGGGGACACCCAGGGGACACCCUGGCAGUGCUUCCAAUGCUCCUGCUCGCCCAGGAGAGCCCGAGGGGCCUCGUCCACACCGCAGGGACAGCGCUUCCUACUGCACUACAUCCCCGAGACGUUCCCCAUCCCCACGGAGGACUGAGCUUCUUACACCCCUUCUCAAAGCACUUUAACUUUGUGGACUAACAGAUAUUUAUUGUGUCGACUGCUCGUGACUGUCUCAUAGGAUUUUAUAAUAUUACAGCAGGCGGGGGUGGAUUACAGGAGAGGAAAAUUUAAAAUGAAAUAAAAAAACCACCACAACAGCUACCAAAAAAAAAAAAAAAAAAAGCAACAACAAACCCCUCAACCCUUUCAGACCUGUAACCAAAGCGGAUCGUUGGAAUAAAGAGUGGAAAAAAAGCA